GUGAUCUGAUCUGUGUAAUACUGACAGAAAACAGGAGAUAUACGUGAUCAGCAACAGAGACGUCGACUCGAUGCAAGUACUGGAUGAGUGGCUAAACUUCGUCGAUACUGACGAAAUUCUACCACUAUUCGAAAAACUAUCCAUGGACUACGAAAUUUCUAAGCUACACUCUACAAAUUGGGACAACUUCUCAGAGGAAGUGGUAGCCGUGGUUCGCGACCAAGAUUUUGCUCAUCUUCGAAAACUGGAGUCGUUGGCAGAGCUGCGGACUAUCCUUGAUUUGCUCAAUGACCAUGGUGAAAAGAAGAUGCUGUUCGACACAUUUUCUCAUCUUCUUACAUUGGAGGCAAGCUCGUCACUUUUGCUAGAUCACAAUCAAGUAGCAUCAAACCUGCUCGACUUCCUGCCGAACGCGGCAUACCUCAUCCCCGCAUUUUUCCGAUCCCAAACCUGGCGGACUCAUAAGUCAGUAUUGGAGGACAACCUCGUCCACUUGGCUUUCAGGUUACUGAGACAGCUCGUUCUUCUGUCGCAAGAUAUGGGCAGCUUCAUUCGGCGUCCGAUUCAAAUACUGUUACAAGAAUUAAGAUGCAUCUCGCUACAUGAAUUUGCCGAGCUUGUGGAGCUCAUUUCUCUCACCGUUCGCUCUUCCGAAACUGCUUUGGAUCUUCUCCUCGAAGUUCUAGAGCCGGAAAGCUCACGGCUUCUAGUUCAACGACCAACUGCCAUUCGACAAUUCACGUCGUCUUUAUUUGGCAUCGCGCUUGAUCAUAUAGACGAAGCGUCUCGGAGUGAUAACCUGCAUUCACAGGAAAAUCUCAACCUCAGCAUUGAUAGUUACAGUGACGCCUGUACGAUAGUCAAGAGCAUACUCCGUAUCGACUCCUCUUUGAAUUCGAUACUCAAAGCUGGAGACCACGUUCGGCUCACGGCAUCCGACGCGCCGCGGAAUGCAGCUGACGCGAAGCUGCUCUCUAUGGAUGCGGUUGUAUCGUCUGCUGAAUUAGGCAAAGCUACGUUUCGAUGCCUCCAUCACCCGCCGUUGUAUCUUGACAAAUGUGGAUGGAGAGUUACACAUUGUGGAUCGUUCGUUACCGCCAAGGCCUCAUUCGACGCUGUAACCGCUUUUUACACGGAGCGUGAAGCUUGUACCACAAUCUAUCCAAUGCUUCUUGGUCUUCCUCCAACAAGACAAGGAAGACCGACUGACGUCGAGCUACCGUUGACUGUUGACACAUCACUGAACGAGAGUCAGAGUGCUGCGCUGAUGGCUUCGAUGAAACAUUCAUUGACGUUCAUAUGGGGUCCUCCAGGAACAGGAAAGACGCAUACGAUUGUUGUUAUCAUAACCCAGCUGUUGGAAAAACUGCCUGAAUCAGGAUUUCUUGUGACGGCGCCAACGCAAAAUGCAGUAGACAACUUACUGAGGAGGUUUGUUAGCUGCUUUGGUGCAAAGAAAGGUGGAGUCCUGCCGAUCAGGGUGUCAACACAGGUAAGUGCUGUCACCUCAAACGGUCUGAGCAGUCCUUCUAACAUCGUGACAAGCUUUCUAAGGUCGCUCAAGACCUACGUGCAUACACGUGUGAUGCCAUGCUGGGUAAAGAUCUCGGCGCAAACAUGCCCGCCCGCCGUAAAGCGCAGAAGCGCAUCAAAGACGCACGUCUGAUGUUCACAACCUGUACUGGUGCUGCGUUAGGUUUGUUAAGGAACGAACACUUCGAUGUCGUUAUCGUGGACGAGGCCUCACAACUCACGGAACCCGCUACCCUUGUGCCUCUUGUGAAAGGGUGUUCGCGUGCGAUACUAGUUGGAGACCACGUUCAGCUCCGCGCC
Molecule: messenger RNA, 1833 nt
Organism: Alternaria alternata
Lineage: Eukaryota; Fungi; Ascomycota; Dothideomycetes; Pleosporales; Pleosporaceae
Exons: 1
Coding region: 71-1666 (531 amino acids)
Biological process (GO): regulatory ncRNA-mediated post-transcriptional gene silencing
Cellular component (GO): P granule; cytosol
Molecular function (GO): helicase activity
Source: RefSeq, a predicted model, not a curated record